[Torrubiella] hemipterigena is the source of this 627-nucleotide messenger RNA. The record is from the annotation of a GenBank genome assembly. Lineage: Eukaryota; Fungi; Ascomycota; Sordariomycetes; Hypocreales; Clavicipitaceae.
AUGAAUUUUGAGCCUCUUGGGACUGAAGACCUCUUGAUAGCGACCAGCCAGGAUGCUGCGCGCCAGCUGUACCACAGCGCCAUUGAAAUGCUCCCAAGGUGCCACCAUCCUUCGACUAGGUCUUGCACAGCUUCAGACACUGCGAGCGACGCACUUUACCUGGCGAAAACCCUUUUGCACAAUGGAGACAGGUCCAACGUCAUUCUCGACAAGAUUCUUGACACGGCCGACCGACAAAAUAUUCCAGCCUUCGAUUUGAUGAUGAGCUUGAUAGCCAGGUGGUAUCUGUGCACUUUGCCUGCUCUCGCCCGCGCAAGACGAGCCAGAGCCACUGAUCUCCGUGAGUUUCUUGAGGGACAACCUGAUGAUGAGCCCGCCAAUUCCCGCAUCAUGACUCUGGGCCUCUGGUCCCUUCUCUUUUGCUCAAAGGCUUGGACGGAGAGAUCAAGACUCUGUGAUGGACAAAGCUUCGUCGCUGAAGGGGCAGUUGCUCUGAUCCAUUUGGUCUACGUCACGCAGUGGGAGUUGGUUGCGGGCGAGUCGAUGAUGUCACGCUCAAUAUCGUGGAUGAGAGGACAUCAACUAAAGCAUAAUAAAUAGACUUAAUAAUUGAGAUCAUGAAAGAGA